This is a messenger RNA of Papilio machaon (common yellow swallowtail), 997 nucleotides long. RefSeq lists its product as uncharacterized. The transcript is spliced from 2 exons. Gene Ontology annotation, molecular function: protein binding. NCBI's taxonomy places the organism in Eukaryota, Metazoa, Arthropoda, Insecta, Lepidoptera, Papilionidae. The coding region runs from base 25 to 990 and encodes 321 amino acids. The record is from RefSeq and is a predicted model, not a curated record.
AUUAAUUAAAUAUUAUAUACAAUUAUGUCAUUCGGCACAAGGAAACAAUUUAUGAUAAAUCCAAUACGGGAAGAAACAAGUUGGAAAUUGUGCAAGUUGAUUAGUAAUGAAGACUCUCUAAACUUAAAGAUAACCAUUCAAAGUGGUAAAGGAGUGGAUAGUACUACAAAGCUGUCCCGUAAAUACAUCAUCAAUAAUGCAGUUUACUUCCAGAUGAGAAUGGAUACUGGCCUUUCAUCUAGUCAACCUUCUAUUUUUGCACCACAAUCUACAAAUUACCUUAGCUAUGACACAUAUUCAUUAUUUUGCAGCUUUGAGAACAUUGAAGGCAGUGAAAAGACCUAUAUGGCUGAAGUGUCAAUAAAGUCGUUUAUAAUUAAUACUAACAAAACAUUUUAUAUACACAAUAAAAUAUGGAGGUUACUCAUUGAACCCACCACUUCAAAUUUUACAACCUCAUUUGAUAUAAUUGUCACUCUUAGUUUAAUGGAUAAAAUUAUAAGACCAUUUGCACUGCUCUAUAAAGACUCAAAAUCAACUGAUUUAAGACUGAUAGGCAAAGAUGGAACUAUUGAAGUGCACUCUGCAAUAUUGAUUGCAUACAGUUCAGUCUUCAACAAGAAAAUAUCUGAAAAGGCUCAGGAAUCACCUCGUCCCUACGAACUAGCUCUGCCACAUGUAAAACAAUCAAUUUUGCAACAUUUAAAAGAUUAUAUUUACUUGAACAAAAUACCAGAGUCCCCAUUGUCAAGUUUAACGGACCUCAUAGUCUUUGCUUCCGAGUAUAAUAUGAAGGAAUUGGGUCAGAUGUGCACACAGAAGUUGGCUACAAUUGCUGUUGCUGAAAAUUUUUGUGAUUUGACAUAUUUUGUGCUGAAUAAUGGUAUGAUGGAGACUUUUUUUGACAUUUUAGAACUUAUUGAAAGUAGCAAAAUAAAAACUGAAGAUAUUAAGCAAUGUAUUCAUACAGAAAAUGUAAAUGGCAGAUAAAAUUAAC